Pelobates fuscus (common spadefoot toad) is the source of this 1185-nucleotide messenger RNA. RefSeq names its product PRELI domain containing 1 (gene PRELID1). Gene Ontology annotation, biological process: phospholipid transport. The transcript has 6 exons. Gene Ontology annotation, cellular component: mitochondrial intermembrane space. Gene Ontology annotation, molecular function: phosphatidic acid transfer activity. The coding region runs from base 248 to 898 and encodes 216 amino acids. Lineage: Eukaryota; Metazoa; Chordata; Amphibia; Anura; Pelobatidae. The record is from RefSeq and is a predicted model, not a curated record.
ACGCUGUAGUGACGUGCCUAAGAUGCGCCAGCUCUUCCGGAAACACGGGCUGUGGAGAAGUCACCUCAUGGCGGCGGAGAGCAGCUGAUGGUCACCCCAUGAGGAGGUCCCCCUCUAACGGACAAAACACUCCGGGAUCUAUCUGGCUUGUGACGGCUACCGUCCAGUCGCCUCCACAUCCCUUCAUCCUCUCAUGGUUUCAUGAGCAUUUCCAGUUUGGCAGGGGUUUUCUCUCUUAACGGGAACAAUGGUAAAAUACUUCUUGGGAAUAAAUGUGCUGAAGAGCUCUUGGGACCAAGUUUCAGCUGCAUUUUGGCAGCGCUAUCCAAACCCAUACAGCAAACAUGUCCUAUCAGAAGACAUUCUGUACCGUGAGGUAACAUCUGACCAGAAGCUGCUGACCAGGAAACUUUUGACCAAGACCAACAGACUGCCACGUUGGGCAGAACGCAUCUUUCCAUCCAAUGUAGCCCAUGCUGUGUAUAUCAUAGAAGAUUCCAUAGUAGAUGCUUCUAACAGAACUUUGACCACCUACACGUGGAACGUAAAUCAUGCAAAAAUCAUGUCUGUGGAGGAAAGAUGCACAUACUGUGAAAAUUCUGAGAACAGCAGCUGGACAGAGAUCAAGCGUGAAGCCUGGAUAUCUUCCAAAGUGAUUGGCUUUACCAGGCCCAUUCAGGAAUUUGGUCUGGCGCGGUUUAAAAGUAAUGUGACCAAGGCAAUGAAGGGUUUUGAGUUUAUUUUGGCAAAAAUGCAAGGUGAUGCUCCUCCAAGAACUCUCGUAGAAACAGCCAAGGAGGCUACAGAGAAAGCGAAGGAGACUGCACUAGCAGCAAAAGAAAAAGCCAGGGACUUGGCUAGCAAGGCAGCUACAACCAAGAAGCAGCAGUAUGUGUAAUGCUGCUUAUGUAUAGAUCAGUCUAGAGUAGCUGGUACUGUUGCAUGGUUCAUCUGUCACCUGAACUGAAAUCUACUCUAUCCACUUCUAUUUUGUAAAUUAAUGAUUUUGUUAUAUCAUAGCAAUCCAAAGGAAACUUGAAUGAAUAUAGUGAACAAAACAAUUUCUCUUUUCUAAGCCUUAAUUUAUGAAUAUAAAAUAAUCUGAUACAAUGUGCAAGGUAUAUCUUUCUGUGAUACUGUCAUAAUGACGCAAAUAAAGCUCAUAAGAAGAAGUCUUUUAAAGUU